AAUACCUUUAUGAUAGAUUCUUGGUUGUAGUAGAACAAAUGUUGAUUUGGAUUAUGCUGACUGUGAUUACUUCGUAGAUGAAAUUCGGAGCAAGCCGCUGUAAGUAUUUAGUUUUAGGACACACUUGAAAAUAAGAAGCGGAUAAUCUUGACAAGCAACUAAGUUUGAGAUCACAGACUAUCUAUCUGAAGUAGGUUCAGCGUUUCCUGGGCCGUUUUCACAACCGCAGGAAAUGUAUCAUCGCGCCGCUGGCUAAGUAUGGCCGUUUGGGAUGCAGUAUGAUGAUAGUACUACUAUAACUUAUCAAAAGAAUUAAGGUACUUGUCUAUCAGCUUUGAUCCGGUUCUUGUUCUUUCACACUCUUCGCGAAUCGUGUCAUGCUGAAGGACAAGGUUCAUGCAGACGACGACGUGCAAAGGCUUCAAAAGCGAAGGUCAUGUAAGCGACGAGUGUGGUGGGCCUCGAAAGCCGUUUCGAUUGGCCAGGCUGAGGGUGACGAGCAUGAGGACCCACAAGAGCUAGUAUCCCUGGUAGAUGGGGAAGGAGAUGACGACUGGCGAUGAUGAAAUAACGUAGUUCCA
This is a messenger RNA of Amoebophrya sp. A25, 581 nucleotides long. The record is from the annotation of a GenBank genome assembly. Lineage: Eukaryota; Dinophyceae; Syndiniales; Amoebophryaceae.